GCCCUAGAACUCCUCGUGUUCACAUUCAUUCACCCUAAAUAGUAUUGCUAAUUUGCUAUAUAUACCAGUGUCUUCCUAUCAUCGCUUCAUCUUUUUUAAUUCGCAAUCAUCUUUCGGGGUAUUUUAGAUGGCUUUGUUUGGAGAAUUUUGCUUUAGCUUUUUAUUUCUCCCCAAUCAGAUCCAUUCAAGAAUCCAAGUUUAUCACCGUUUUCAUCUAUUUCUAGUAAUAAAUUUGAUCUCUUCUUUAAUUUCUUCGGUUGAGGUGUUUGUUGCUAGUUGAUCUAGCAAAUUUUUAUAGUUUCAACUAUUAUCCUUCUGAUUUCUUACUUUAGGUGUAUGGAUCUAAAUCUAUAUGUAUUCUAAUUUUCUAUUUUUUUAGAAUGAUAAUUUCGGUUUUUUUAAAUCGAGUGGUUUUGAUAUUCUUUUAUGUAUCUGUUCUUAAAUUCAGGGCCAGCCCAGAGUUAUACGGGCUGCCCAACCGGACCCGGCCGAUCAUGGACCCAAAUAUCUUUUAUUAUUAUUUAGGGAGAAUACAUAUGCAAGCCCAUUACCCCAAAUUCUAAAGCCCCAAAACUCCUAGAGUCUUGACUCCAGUCUCCAGCCAGGUCGCGUUCCGCUCUCCAGAGCUCUACGCAGACGCUCGACGGCCACCACCCACAGUGCAGUGCUCAACUGACGUCUGCAAUCCGAUUCUGGGGACCUUAAGUCCAUAUGUCUAGGGUUUUUAAUUAUGAUAGAGUUCCAAGAAACCACAAGUUUAGAUUGUCCUUGAAUAAAGACGUCGCAACUCUGCGGUGUGAGUUCCAGGAUCUAAUUGAAAAGCUGCGAAUGAUGUGUGGAAGUCAAGGUCUUGUGUAUAAGGGGAUUCCUGAAGCAAACUUUAAAGAAGGAAUUCCGUUACUUGAAGUGGAGGUUGUGUAUGAAAAACAAAGCUGUAAGGUCCUGAUUUUGAAGCACGAUGUGUAUAUUAUUGGUUACUCUUGGAUGGGAAAGUGGAAUAUAUUCAAUGAUAUAAGGUUUAAACUUGCUGGAGUUUUAAUGCUUAAGGAAAAUAGCAGCUACACGUCAGGAUUGCCGUCUACUCUCGGUGUGGCUGCCUUGGUAGAUGCGGUGAGGAGGAUGAAUAGCAACGACUCUCGAGAGAGAAAAUUUGGAUGCGAGAUAUUAUUUGUUCAUCUUUGUGAGUCUGUUCGAUUUGAACCAAUUCGGCAGAAAAUUAUUGAGGGAAUAAAAAAAGUCAGUGAGGAUGGUACUGAAGAAGAGAAUGAAGUUUUUGAUGGGUUUGACAGUGCUGAAGAAGAGAAGGAAGUUUUUGAGUGGGUUGAUGAAGCUGCUAACUUUCCAGAUGUUACAAGGCAUGCUCUUCAAAAGGCAAACCUCAAUUUUCAUGGCAGUGUUGCAGGAUUUGAAGAAAUGGAUAGCAUGGCCCACCAAUGGUCUGGCCUUUCAAAAAUAUGGGCAAAACAUUGUGCUACUGGAUCGUUAGAUCCUUUCAACACAAAGGAUGUGCGUAGCAUUUUGAAAAAAUGUGGGAUUUCAAGUAUCCGAAGUAUAAAGUAUGUUUUAGCAUUGAUGAGCUCCCAAAAUCUUGAAGAGUUGAAGGAUUCUUAUGUCCCAACAGCAAAAUCAAGUGCAGUGGAACGAGCUUGUUUUGAAAGUGUUUGUAAGCAAGUGAAAAUAUGGUCUGGAGAGAGGGCAUUGGUUUUGAGCCGAUUUCAAGUUUAAGAUUAGUAGGGCAUUGGUUUUGAGCCGCUUGUGGCAUCGUGCUUUUUUUUUGUUUUUUGGUGGCACUUUCCUUCUGCAAUGCUAUCUUGCUAUUUGUCUGGUUAGAUUGAUGUUUCUUUUCUUCCUGAAUGUUUAGUUAAAGGGCCGCGUGUGGCAUACUGUUUUCUUUUUUGGUGGCACUUUCCAUCUGCAAUGCUAUCUUGCUAUUUGUCUGGUCUGGUUAGAUUGAU
Cuscuta campestris is the source of this 1955-nucleotide messenger RNA. NCBI's taxonomy places the organism in Eukaryota, Viridiplantae, Streptophyta, Magnoliopsida, Solanales, Convolvulaceae. The record is from the annotation of a GenBank genome assembly.